Molecule: messenger RNA, 3045 nt
Organism: Vidua macroura (Pin-tailed whydah)
Lineage: Eukaryota; Metazoa; Chordata; Aves; Passeriformes; Viduidae
Gene: KCNK10
Product: potassium two pore domain channel subfamily K member 10
Exons: 7
Coding region: 1-1605 (534 amino acids)
Biological process (GO): potassium ion transmembrane transport; stabilization of membrane potential
Cellular component (GO): membrane
Molecular function (GO): potassium ion leak channel activity
Source: RefSeq, a predicted model, not a curated record
AUGCAAAAAAUUAAUCUGGUUUCAAAGAAAUUACAGGCCAGUGGCCUCUACCAUGUGGCUGUUCCCUCACCAGUGCCAGCUUGUGAGCCUGAGCCCAAAACUAACGGGCACUACCCAUCUCCACAAUUCUCUGUUUCCUCCCGAGCCACUGUUGUUGCUGCCAUGGAAGCCCCUUCUCAAGGCCGGCAGAAGGUCAUGGAUUGGAGAGCAGUGGUGGCCAUCUUUAUCGUGGUGGUAGUUUACCUGGUGGCGGGAGGACUUGUCUUCCGUGCUCUGGAGCAGCCCUUUGAAAGCAGGCAGAAGAACACAAUCGCGUCAGAGAAGGCUGACUUUCUUCGGGAGCACGUUUGUGUCACCGAGCUAGAGCUGGAGACACUGAUUCAGCAUGCUGUUGAUGCUGAUAACGUAGGCGUCAGUCCUGUUGGAAACUCCUCUAACAACAGCAGUCAUUGGGACCUUGGAGGUGCCUUUUUCUUUGCUGGAACAGUCAUCACUACUAUAGGGUAUGGGAAGAUUGCCCCAAGCACUGUUGGUGGCAAGGUUUUCUGCAUCUUGUAUGCCCUAUUUGGGAUUCCACUGUUUGGCUUCCUGCUGGCUGGGAUUGGAGACCAACUUGGAACCAUCUUUGGGAAGAGUAUUGCAAGGGUGGAAAAAGUUUUCAGAAAUAAACAAGUGAGUCAAACAAAGAUCCGGGUGAUCUCCACCAUCGUUUUCAUCCUGGCAGGCUGCAUCGUCUUUGUCACCAUUCCUGCAUUUAUCUUCAAGUACAUCGAGGGAUGGACAGCCUUGGAGUCCAUUUACUUUGUAGUUGUCACUUUGACCACUGUUGGCUUCGGUGACUUUGUAGCAGGAGGAAAUGCUGACAUCAAAUACAUGGAGUGGUAUAAACCCUUAGUGUGGUUCUGGAUUCUUGUUGGCCUUGCCUACUUUGCUGCUGUUCUGAGUAUGAUUGGAGACUGGUUAAGAGUCCUGUCCAAGAAGACACAAGAAGAGGUUGGAGAAAUAAAAGCCCACGCAGCAGAGUGGAAAGCAAACGUGACGGCUGAGUUCAGAGAGACACGGAGGCGGCUCAGCGUGGAGAUCCAUGACAAGCUUCAACGGGCAGCCACCAUCCGGAGCAUGGAGCGCAGGCGCCUGGGCCUGGAGCAGCGAGCCCACUCCUUGGACAUGCUCUCUCCAGAGAAGCGCUCUGUCUUUGCUACCUUGGAAACAGGACGCUUCAAAGCCUCCUCUCAGGAAAGCAUCAACAACAGGCCUAACAACCUGCGCCUUAAAGGGUCAGAUAAGCUCAACAAGCAUGGGCAGGGGGCAUCUGAGGACAACAUCAUUAACAAAUUUGGAUCGUCUGCUAAGAUGACCAAAAGGAAAAACAAAGACCUCAAAAAGACCAUGCCUGAGGAUAUGCAUAAAAUUUAUGAGACCUUCAGAAACUAUUCCUUGGAUGAAGAAAAAAAGGAAGAGGAGACAGAGAAGAUGUGUAAUUCCAAGAACACUUCUAGCACUGCAGUUCUGACCAACUGUAUUCAGCAGCACUCAGACCUGGAAAAUGGAGUGAUUCCCAGUGAAGCCAAAGAAAGGAAGCAUAAAAACAAAGUGUUACUUUAAGACAGAAGUUAAAUGUAAAAGAUGCUUGACUUGAAUUAACAAUGUUGGUGUUUUUAUAUACAUAUAUAUUGAGACACGUGCCUUAUACAGACUCCUUAUUCAGUCUGAAUUAUAUAGCAUCCAAGAAUAUUUCACUGUGCCAUAAAGACUCAAGCUUGCUCUGCCAAAACAAAUCAGGAACACAGCACUGCAGAAUGGCAAAAGAGAGCUACGCACAUGGAAAUUUCAGCCUGUAUAAGAUUACCAGGGCAAGACACAAAGGAAGGGAAUGGACCACAGCAGUAUCACCAGAGGGCUCCUACCAUGGUGUGAUAUUAGACAAAGGGCAGCUAUGCAAGCAGGGCCUCUGAAAGGGAUGAAACACAGUGUAUCUUUGUAAUGGAGUAUGCAUCCAUAAAGCCUUCCCCUGGUGAUUAAAAAGAGGAGAAAUGAUUGGAGUGAACUAGAAACUUUCAGUAAGGCUUAGUUUACAUUUUGGCACGUGAUCCAAGCUAGAUUUUUUUUCCCCCUAUACUGGAGUCAGAUGCAUUACCUUUCUAAAUGCCAAAAGAAUGUCCGUGGACACAGCUAGCAGCUGGGUGCUGGUUGGAAAAUCAACAUUGACAUAAGUAAGGGUUGGAUUGCUCUUUUCAUUAAAAAAGCAAAAAAAAAAGAAAAAGAAAAAAAUAAACCAAAAAAACUCUGUGGGUAUUUAUCUUAAGCAAUGAAAAAAAAAAAAAACCAACAAAAAAAAGAAAAGAAACAAAUGGAUUUUUUUUCUCAUGUAGGAAAAUUCAGUGUAAAGUCACAGCAAGAGAGUGCAUAUGAAGAAAAUUCGUCUCAUGUUAUGUUGUUUAAAAGAAGAGAAACAUCAAUUUAAUGAUAUUUGGCUAAAAGUAUAAAACAGUGGGCCAACUUUUUUUUUUUUAAAUUUCUUAUUCACACUUUCCACCACUGAAAAAGCCCCUUCUAUUUUAAUGCUGUAAGACUAUAAGGACAGAAGGGAAGCUGUAGCUUUUGCAUGUCAGCAAACUGCUGUUCUCUAGCUGAAUCUGAAUUUUUAAAAAUAGUCAUAAAAGCAUAUACGUGAUUCAAAUGAGGGCCAGGGCUACCAUAGAAUCUCAGGGCUCUCUGCUCCCUUUUACUGGGUUUGGUUUAGACAUAAGCUGCUGUCAUAGACUCAGAAAAAAAAACAGAAAAAAAGAAAAAAAAAGAAAUUUAGGAAAAAAAUAUUGUGGUAAUCUUUUAAGUGCUUAUAGCUAUAAGUGCCAUUAAUGCUGUCAUAUUUUGUAACUUUUUAAACAAGUAUUUUGAAUUAUUUUGUUCAUUUCCUUUCAAGUAUGAUCUUUGUUGGAAAUUUGCUAUCCCUUUUAUUGAUAAAAACUAAACAUGAGCUCGCUGCAUUUCUAGACUAAAGUGAAAUGUAACUAAACUGUGGGCAUUUUUAAAAAUCCUUUGUGC